AUGGGUAUUCAUUGCAGGGGAAUGAUCAUGAUCGUGGCUUCCAUUCUCCUGGCGACGACGACGGUGCUAGCCUCCUCUUCUUCAGCGACGGUUGAAUCCGCCGCCGUCGCUAAUAGUAACGCGACCAGUCCGGGAACACCACCGCCACCAGUGCCAUUGCCGAGGUGCAGAAGGGGGACGAUGGAGCCGAAAGUGGCGGCGAAGUGCUGGAUAGCGAUACUCGAGGUCCCCUUGUGCGUGUUUCAGAUCGUGAAGGCGUUCGAAGGCGGAUCGGUGUUCAGCAUCGGCAAGGCCUGCUGCCACGCCUUCAUCGACCUCACCGACGACUGCAAGAUCGAGGUGUUUCAGAAGUCGGAGUUCUUCCCCGCCAUCGAGAAGUUCUGUGCGGCCAUCGGCGGCGACGGCGGCAGCGCCAAUACGACUACUACUGCGGCCGGUCUCGGCAACUAA
Molecule: messenger RNA, 450 nt
Organism: Linum tenue
Lineage: Eukaryota; Viridiplantae; Streptophyta; Magnoliopsida; Malpighiales; Linaceae
Source: the annotation of a GenBank genome assembly